AUGUCACAUCACGGUUCAGAUCCUGACCUUCAUCGAGCCAUCUCUCUUCGGCCCAGUCCAUUCCAUGCGCAUCCUGAGCCCUCGACUCGGCUAAAUCAACUUCCGGCAGGAGUGCUUCCUGUCCUUCCCUUGCCGCAGGACAAAGGCGGUGCUUCUACCUCGUACGAGGUCAACGAGUCUCAUGACCCUGUCUCACGCCCUGCCCAUGCUCGUAACCCCAGUGAGGCCGAAGAUGUAGAAGGUCAGGCUCUCCCAAGCUAUACCUCGGAGAAUGACCCCUUGGACCUGUCGAGCCGCAUCAAGAGUACAACACAGCUGGAUGCCAUGCAAGCCAACACGUCUAGGAGACGUCAAGGUGCUAAGGAUCGCCUCUGUGCGCCCAUCACUCAUACCAAAGAUGUCGUCCAGCUGCGCAAAGUCCGCGGCUUCUACGAAGGUCAGAACGAGGCCAUCGAAAGGAUGCUGAAACCAGUCGACGACCACAGAAGGGAAGCCAAGGAAGAAGCUGGUGCCGAAAAUCUACAGUACAAGAUUGCUGUCUACGGUUCGUUUGCUGCGAAUGUGAUCCUCGCCGGUCUUCAGAUGUACGGCGCCGUCUCUUCUGGCUCCUUGUCUCUCUUCACCACCACUGCCGACGCCGUCUUUGACCCAUUGGCCAAUGCUACCUUGCUCCUCUGCAACCGGGCCGUCAACCGUGUCGAUGCUCGCAAAUACCCUGCCGGAAAAGCCCGUAUCGAGACUGCGGGGGCAAUUGCCCUAUCGUGUCUUGUCGCUUUCCUGUGGCUUCGCACCGCUUACUCUGAGUUCCAGCUUCUUAUUGGCGUCGCUGCACCUACUCACAUUCUGCAAUGGAUCACAUACAUCUCCAUGACUCACAGUCCAGCUAUCGUUAGUCUGGACACAGUCAGAGCCUGGUAUUCUGGCCCUCGCAUUACAGUGGAAGUGGACAUCGUCCUUCAUCCUGACAUGACUCUCAAAGAAACCCACGACAUUGCAGAGGACUUGCAGAAUAAGCUCGAAGGUCUUCCCGAUGUCGAAAGAGCCUACGUCCACAGCGACUACGAGACUGAGCACAGAGCGGAGCACUUCCUGAAGAAGGAACUGUGA
Messenger RNA from Aureobasidium musti, 1107 nucleotides. The record is from the annotation of a GenBank genome assembly. NCBI's taxonomy places the organism in Eukaryota, Fungi, Ascomycota, Dothideomycetes, Dothideales, Saccotheciaceae.